AUGACGUUAAUCCAAACCCUACCUGCGGAGCUCUUCGACCCAAUCCUGAAAGUGUACGUCGAUACCGUCCCGCUCCACGAGAGCUUUCGUGCCCGCAUCGUGUCUCGGACGUUUCGAAAUGCGAUCGACCACGUACUGUUGGCGCAAACUCCGGCAAUCGUCUACGAGACAUAUCUCCGCAACAUCGAGCCGGAAGUUGAUGACCGUCAUGAUAACGGACCACCAACUUUCCUCCGAAAGAAUUCGCAUACUUUGCACAUGAAUCAUUGUAUGCGCAAUCGUGGUAUGAACCGGGACUUGACCAAGUGCCUCAACAAACUUACUGACGAGAUGAUGCAAUUUACGAACCCCACAAACGAUGUCAUUGACACUACUGUGCGCAAGGCCUAUCUUAGUGAUAUAUGUCUCACCUAUAGCGUCCUAAGACCAGGCAUGGAAAUACUGCGAGAUGGUUCCGACAAAUAUUCCAGCAAGCCGGACUUCUUACCCCCAGAUACAAUGGAUAACGAUCGAAGGAAAGAUUUGAAGCACUCUGCAACGCCGAUAACCUCGGUAGAUCUUUUGACCGCGGCGGCCGCUGUGGGAAAUAUCGAAGCUGUCGAUCAUUUCAUAGCACAAGGGGCAGACCCUCUGGGGUACACUUCUGGCAUACUCACUGGCCCGAUCAAAGCAGCUGCAGUGUGUGGCCACACUCCAAUGGUUCUUAAGCUUGUAGAGCUUGCAAGACAUGAUUUCCCGACUCUUGGAGCGCGGGAACGUGACUGGAUUCUCGUCACAUUCGAGACUGCGGUGUGUCAUGCCAUGAAAGCUGGAGACACAGAAUCAGUGCGAAUGUUACUAGAAUUUUUCGUCACUCGCCGUGAAGCCCGAAUCCCGGAGAUUUGGAAAAAGUUGAUUACCGAUGGAGCACAAAACGGCAAAACCGAAACCCUCGUGACGAUUUUGAAGGACGAUAUCCCGAAACGCACUCCAGCGGAUCACCACAGCGAUUUGCAGUACGCGUUAAAAGAAGCUUGCGAAGCUGGACAUUCCGAACUCGUAUGCCGCAUACUUGGUGGCGAUUUCGUGCUUUUUAAUCGCGAUCACCUCAUCCAACAAACAUCGCUGGAAGCAGCACGUUACGGACAUCGAAGCUUGGUCGAUCUCCUCAGAAGCCGCGGCGCCCAUAUCGGAUCACAACAUCUCGUCGAAGGUAUGACAACUUUUGCAGACAGGGCAACGACCCACUUCCUUAUGACCCGCCACCUGGUCGAUGCGGGUGUUCCAAUAGACGCGCAAGUUCUUAAGCAGUGUGAAAGUAAGGCAUCUUUUGCACUACGUGCAAGACACAAGAUGAAGCAGAGCCACUUCUGUCUUACUGAUGGUGCCAUGGUAACCAUCUUGAUUGCGAGCGAAGCGAAGCGACAGGGCUUACGGGCAGAACUCAAGUCGUGCGGCAGCAUCAAGCUUCUACUGAGGCUAGUGCUUAACGGGAAGAUCAUAGUUCCUCCUGAGCCGCUGGAUUUCAUGAAACUGGCGGUAGAGGUAGUAGACUGGCUGGCUAAUGAGAGUCAGCCAGCGGCGUCUUAG
Alternaria conjuncta is the source of this 1569-nucleotide messenger RNA. RefSeq lists its product as uncharacterized. The transcript is spliced from 3 exons. The record is from RefSeq and is a predicted model, not a curated record. NCBI's taxonomy places the organism in Eukaryota, Fungi, Ascomycota, Dothideomycetes, Pleosporales, Pleosporaceae. Bases 1 to 1569 code for a protein of 522 amino acids.